UCCUCAUCCGCCAGUUCACAUAGAUCCUCCACUGUCAAAUUGGUCUUCAGAUCAUUUUCUGUCUCGUUUGUAGCAACGAAAAGCUGACAUUUUGCGGUGUUUACGAUAACAACUGCAUCAGUACAUAAGCACGCUACCGAAGCGUGCUUGACUCGAUUUUUGUUUUGAACGUUUUUUUGUUUUUUUUUUAAAGCUGAAAUCGGACACCGCUUAUGUUAUAGCGUCCAUGUCCUCCCGCAGGCUGCGCUGCGGAGUGAUAUUACAUUGGAACCGACAAUGUGGAGGCUGUUAAAAUGUCUACUUGGAAAAUGAAAUGGUUACAGUUUCUUUAACAGUGAAGAAAACGAGUAACGCAACAGUUAUGGUUCGUGUGACAGACGCGUGUUCAGCUGCGUGACAAAGACGACAGCGAGUCGAGGCGACAGAGGAGCUCUUCAUAUUGUCUUUCCUCAUCUUCAUCAAGCCCACAGUCCGGACCACGGGGGGAAGGAUCUUAUCCCUAACUUUGUUUUUUUUUUUUUCUUCUGUACUCGAGCCGCUCAUUUCUCCCGUCGGAUGCCACAUUGUUAAAUUCAGUCGCUCUCUGAGACUGAAAAGGCCACGUGAACAGCAGCAGCAGAGAAUGGCUGCAGUGGAAACAGACAAGGAGCUCAGCGACUUGCUGGAUUUCACCGCGAUGUUUGAGCUUCCAGUUUCAAAUGGCAAAAACCAGCCGACAACUCUCAACAGCCCUAAGUUUGGAGGUUCAGGUAUAGAUGAGAGGAAUGGGUCCAAUUCCUGGGGAGCAGGGGAACAAAAUAGUUCAUCUUUCAACCAGGGAAGGGGUUAUGCAGAAGAAGGCCUUUACGGUGAGCAGGAGGGCAUGGCUUCUGCUCCCAUAUUUGGAUCAGGGAUUGUUGGGAAAGCAGAAAGAAGACCGUACUCGUCACUUGGAAUCCAGCCGGCCUUCAUGCCCACUGAGAUACCCAUACCCAGUCCUGAUGCCCUAUCCCCAUCUGGUGCAAAGCCCAACUCCCAGUUUUAUUCCUCCUAUGCGGGAAGCAACCCUCGCAGGAGACCCUCACAGGACCCCAUAGAAUCACAGCCAAAAAAGAUCAGGAAGGUGCCUCCUGGCCUGCCCUCCUCUGUUUAUACAUCAGCCUCAGGGGAGGAUUUUAACCGAGACAAUGCUUGCUACACAGGCUCCAAGACAGGAAACGUCUACCCACCACCAUUCUUUAUGCAAGAAGGCCUCCACCCGCCCUCCGACCCAUGGGGCUCUGCCGGGUCGAUGGUUCAGCCUGGUUAUUCUGCCGUGCUGGGCAACACCCCCCAUCUGAGCCAGCAUGGUCCCUUCACUGCCAUCAACCCCCAGGUCAGACUGAAACGGCAACCUCUGCCCCUCUCUCCUCAAAACUACCCCCUGCAUGGCAGUGAAGUGAACGGGGCUCAUCCUGCUGGCUUCCACUCUGGCUCCAGCAGCUUUGGAGUCCCCAGCCACACACCCCCCAUCACUGGCAGCGAAACCAUUAUGGCAAAUCAGGGUGCAAUACCUGGAAGUUCAGGUGACGAGAUUGGAAAAGCUUUGGCAUCUAUCUAUCCUUCAGACACAAACAGCAACGCUUUCCCUCCGUCCCCUUCUACUCCCUCUGGCUCUCCUCAGGCUGUAUCAGGCUCUGCAUCCCAGUGGACUCGAUCUUCUGGUCAGGCCACACCUUCACCUAACUUUGAUGGGGGAAUUCAGUCUAUGCAGAGUAAACUGGAGGAUCAUCUGGAUGAAGCCAUCAAUGUCCUUCAGCGUCAUGCCAACGGGCCAGGACUUGCUGAAAUGCACGGUUUGCUCACAUCAGGCUUAGGGUUACCGCUGGCCUUCGGCAGCGCAGCUGUGGGACUUCCCAGUCGCCUGCAGGGAAUGGUGUCCAGUCACCAUGAGGACUCUGCUGGUCUGCCAUCUAGUGGGGGACUUUUGCAUGGGCACCAUGGGUCUGCAUCUGUGCCACCGGGCUCUCAGCCUGAAGGCUUUUCAGGCCUGCCUGGUAACAUAAAUCGUUCCGCUGCUGCUAUCAAACAAGAGCUGAAUGAGGACGAUGAGAACUGCUCCAUGACAGACAAGUCAGAAGACGAGAAAAAAGAAAUGAAAUCCCGCCCUCGUACAAGCUGCAGCCUUGUCUCUGUGACCGAUGAGAACCUGACGGCUGAGGAGAAGGAGCAGAGGGAGCGUGACCGCCGCCUUGCUAACAACGCUAGGGAGAGAGUGCGUGUUCGUGACAUAAACGAAGCCUUCAGAGAGCUGGGCAGGAUGUGUCAGGUCCACCUGCAGAGCGACAAGGCCCAGACCAAGCUGGUCAUCCUGCAGCAGGCUGUCCAGGUCAUACUGGGUCUGGAGAAGCAGGUGCGAGAGCGUAAUUUGAACCCAAAGGCCGCCUGCCUCAAGAGGAGGGAAGAGGAGAAAGUGUCCGGUGUGGACCCCCAGAUGCAGCUUGGUGGGGGUCACCCUGCUGUAGGAGGAGAUGGACACAACCCUGUGAGCCAUAUGUAACUCUCAGUUCCUGUCGAUUGUACAGCCCUUAGAACAAGUGGCCUUAAUAUUUCAUUGGCAUGCAUCUCAGCGUGUUAAUUGACUGUUGGGAAACACACGCACACACCUUACUGACAAAGCAGGUGGCCACAUUCCUGACGAUGAAUAACAAGUACACCAAUACAAAAAGUGAAGAAGAAAGAUUUAUUGAUCUCCACAUAGCAACACAUUAAACCGAGGACACUGGUUUAAAGAGUGUGGAAACUGGACAUAAAACAUUAUGAUCAUCAUGGUUUUGUAAGACAUUUUAAAAAUUGCUUUAUGCUUUGGGAGCAAAACUUGUUUGGAUCAAAUGAAGCAUUUGGAUCAAUUGCUCACGUGAGCAAAGUUAGGAUUUGUAUUGGUGGAUAAUUAUUGGCAUUCCCAUCAGAAAAGGAGGUCUUACAUCUUCACAAGCAAAGAGGGCGGAUUUGUCUCUGUUCAGUUAUGCCUGAAGUGGGCUUAAUGCAUAGUGUUUGGUUGAUGGAAAUCAUAAAUAUGCUCUUGACUGAAUUACAGAGGUAGGUUUGGAGAUAUCCUGCCAGUAAGAGCUUACUCCUCUAUUUGACAUGCUGGUAAUCCGGGCUGCAUUUCCUACAUUUAUUACCAUGGCUGAAAAGGCGUCGCACACUCGCACUGGGUUCAUUUCUGCUCUUGAACUGUGGAUACCUGAACUCAAAGUCCUGUACGUCUGUUACUGUCACUGCCAUGCAAGUGGAACGGAAAGACUGCCGGAGAGAGAUUCACUGCGGACAUGAAAACGUGACUCAGUGCAGAACCCACAGUGCUGUUGAAUCAACCGCGCAUACUGACAUCCCAACCCCGCCUGUGAGGACUUGAGCAUCGUUCUCAGUUUCAGCUGCAUCAGCCCGCCCACAUCCAAUCAUGAAUAAAGACACUGUUACAGCAUGAUAAACCUACUUAACACAAGUCUCAGAGCAGUUUGUGUUGUGGUAAAUUACAUUUUGCUAGAAGACAGAAAUAACUGAGUAUUUAAAGGGAUCAUGAGUGUUACUGCUAUCUUUUGGAGAAUUUAUUGCCACUGACUGACUUGUUUUGGUUGCUCUGUGUUGAGCGUUUGUUGUUCUGUUUGUUUUCCUUCCCCUUUGGAACAAUUGCAGAGCCUGUUACAAGGAUCUUCAUUUUGUAGAAUUGAUUUGUGAUUGUUUUUGUUUUUGUUUUAUUUUUUACUCUGUAAAAUAGUUGUAAGAGUUUUGUUUGUAUCAUUUGAAAUGUUUUGUUUUUUUUGUUGUUGUUUAAAUUGUUUUAAGUGUAAGAUGACCCAGUUUAGAUUACAGGAACAAAGUGAGGUGUUUUCUUGGGUGCCAGGUGUGGGGGGUAGAAAUGACAAGAAUCGUCUGGCUGCAGCAUCACAUGUUGUGACUAUCUUAUUUUAUUUUUUUACUCCCUAUUUGACCACAAACCUGUCAGGCUGUUUGUAGUUUGAUUGUUCUGCUGUUUGACAGUUUUUUUCCUUUGGCUUACCCCCUUCUGCUUCAGGCUCUUUGAGCCUGUUGAUUAAUUUUGGAGGAAGGGGGGGUGGUGAUCUGCACAAUCUGCAACAACAUUUGUUGUUUCAUAAUAAUAUUAAGCUUAAGAUGAAUCAAAAAGGGUGGCCUUGGUCAUUUUCCUGACUGCGGGAGUUUUGAUAUUGGUUCUCACCAGUGCCUGAAUACGUCUCUGCUACACAGCGGAUUUAAGGAGUUCUAGGUUGUACCUUUUUAUAAUAGAGAUGUAUAAAAGCAUAUACACUUCAGUAACCCUUGUCAGCGUCUCAAAUACCUAAAUGAAGAAUCACACUCCGUGACGUGCUUCUGUGUGUGUGUGUGUGUGUGUGUGUGUGUGUGUGUGUGUGUCAAGAGAUGUAAGCUGACUUAUCUGGUCUACAACUUUGAUGCUGAAAAUUGUACAUCUUUUGUGUUCAGAUUUUUACUUAUGAUUUUGUUCUAAACUGGCAUGUGAAUUGAUACAUAUGUACAGCUGUAUGAUAUGUCCUUAUCAGCAUUAUCAUUGCAAGCCGAUACUGAAAUGUAACAGUAUUUCUCAUUAUUUCACAAAUUUUGCCUAUCGGGGUAGCCUCAGAUAUAAUUUUUCUUUACCACUUAUUCUGGUCUUUUCCCCCCACAACAACAUUGUGUUUUUGUGAUGUGGUUUAUUGCUACUAAAGACUUUUUAUUUCUUUACAUAUGAAAGAUGUGUCUGCAGUAACCCUGUAUCAAAACACAAGCACCUGACCUUUUCUGUCCUCCACAACAGGCGACCUGCUACAGAUCUGUCUUCACUCAUGUUUGGGGGCAACAUCUAUGUAGGCUAAGUCCUCAAAGUGCCUCCAGUUUCCUAUUUUUUUAUAUAUAAAGUAGAUAUUGAGAACUGUUGUGUAUAUAACAGUAAUGUAGCAAUAAAUGUGCCAUUUUUAAUAAAACUUUCUCUUUUUA
Molecule: messenger RNA, 4971 nt
Organism: Archocentrus centrarchus (flier cichlid)
Lineage: Eukaryota; Metazoa; Chordata; Actinopteri; Cichliformes; Cichlidae
Gene: tcf3a
Product: transcription factor 3a
Exons: 20
Coding region: 623-2518 (631 amino acids)
Biological process (GO): regulation of transcription by RNA polymerase II
Cellular component (GO): transcription regulator complex; chromatin
Molecular function (GO): RNA polymerase II cis-regulatory region sequence-specific DNA binding; DNA-binding transcription factor activity, RNA polymerase II-specific; protein dimerization activity
Source: RefSeq, a predicted model, not a curated record